This is a messenger RNA of Rangifer tarandus platyrhynchus (Svalbard reindeer), 750 nucleotides long. Lineage: Eukaryota; Metazoa; Chordata; Mammalia; Artiodactyla; Cervidae. The record is from the annotation of a GenBank genome assembly.
AUGCCGGGGUGUUCCACUUCAAGUUCAGGUUCAGGUUCAACCGGUUUUAUAUCCUUCAGUGGUGUAGAAUCUGCACUGUCCUCCUUGAAAAACUUCCAAGCCUGUAUCAGCUCUGGAAUGGACACAGCUUCUAGUGUGGCUUUGGAUCUCGUGGAAACUCAGACUGAAGUGAGUAGUGAAUACAGCAUGGAUAAGGCAAUGGUUGAAUUUGCAAUGAUGGAUCGGGAACUAAACCAUUAUUUAAAGGCUGUGCAAUCUACAAUAAACCAUGUAAAAGAAGAACGUUCAGAGAAAAUACCUGAUCUAAAAUUAUUAGUGGAGAAGAAGUUUUUGGCUUUACAGAAUAAGAAUUCCGAUGCAGACUUUCAAAAUAACGAAAAAUUUGUCCAAUUUAAACAACAGCUGAAAGAACUAAAGAAGCAAUACGGUCUUCAAGGAGACAGAGAGGCUGACAGCACAGAAGGACUUGAUGAAGAUAUGAUUGUGACUCAAAGUCAGACCAACUUCAUCUGCCCCAUUACACAGCUGGAAAUGAAGAAACCAGUGAAAAAUAAAGUGUGUGGCCACACCUACGAUGAGGAAGCCAUUGUUCGCAUGAUUGAGUCCAAGCACAGGCGGAAGAAAAAGGCCUGUUGCCCGAAAGUCGGCUGUAGCCAGAUAGACAUGAGAAUAUCGGACCUCAUCCAGGAUGAGGCGCUGAGAAGAGCAAUUGAGAACCACAACAAGAAGAGACGUCGCCAGUCCACCUAG